Messenger RNA from Pocillopora damicornis (cauliflower coral), 2037 nucleotides. RefSeq names its product neuronal PAS domain-containing protein 2. The record is from RefSeq and is a predicted model, not a curated record. Gene Ontology annotation, molecular function: protein dimerization activity; DNA-binding transcription factor activity, RNA polymerase II-specific; RNA polymerase II cis-regulatory region sequence-specific DNA binding. Gene Ontology annotation, cellular component: CLOCK-BMAL transcription complex. Gene Ontology annotation, biological process: regulation of transcription by RNA polymerase II; circadian regulation of gene expression. NCBI's taxonomy places the organism in Eukaryota, Metazoa, Cnidaria, Anthozoa, Scleractinia, Pocilloporidae.
GCCUCGUGUCCUGGUUACAUAACGUAUAAAGUUGUUCGAAGCGGUUGGCCAAUUCCAAAUAUGCUGAAUUGAACCAAGAUGGCGGAGGACGAAGCGGGAGGCUCAAGUCUCGAUGAUUUUAAGAAAGCUUGCUUAGUCAGGAAUCAAAAUGAAAAAAAGCGAAGAGAUCGGUUUAACAACCUGGUGAAUGAACUAUCUGCUUCUCUGCCUAUGCGAGGGAAAAAACUAAGCAGAAACAACGUUCUGAAAUAUUGCAUAGAAUACUUCCGCCACACUCAGCAGCUUGCCACGACAUCAAGCAGCAACAGUCUUGAGAGGGUUUGUGGAAGUUGGCAACCGGAUUUUAUUACGAGCGAAGAAUUCCGUCAAACUAUGCUUGAUGGAUUCGAUGGUAUUGUAAUUGCGAUCGAUGAUUCAAGCAAAAUAUGUUUUGCUUCGAGUAGCGUGUUCCCCUGCCUUGGUUACGACUGUAAAACCCUUCAGAACAGCAGCAUUUUAGACUUGGUGCAUCCAGAGGAUCAAAGAACGAUUUAUGCUCUGCUUACAGCUUUUGACAAGGAUAAUACAAUCAGUAGACCAGCACAGAUGUUUUCCUGUCGCCUUCGUUUUGCUCCACGAAGCGCAGAGUUCAGAGGCGGGUUCGUACCCUUUAGUUGUAUUGGCAGGACUUUUAGAACUGAUCAAACAAGGGGGGAUCGCUUUAUUGUGUUUCUGGGGCGAGUUACAACUUUACCGAAAUUGAAUAAAACUGUUGUGCUAGCUGAUAAUGAACAUGUUUUGAAAUUCACAACGAGAUUGGAUAAAAUGUGGAGGUUUCAAUGUGUGGAAAGAGGUACGACCAUGGUUCUGGGUUACUAUCCUUUUGAGUUGCUUGGACAGUGUUUGUAUGAAUAUUGUCAUGAAGAUGAUUUGGCCAAUCUUACAGAGUACCACAAUAUGCUUCUUUAUUCAGGGGUAAUAACAACUUGUUGUUAUCGUCUUCUCGCCAAAGGACAAGUUUGGAUCUGGGUACGCAGUCGCUGCCAUGUGUCAUAUAGUCCACUGGACUCAAAACCAGAUUCUGUUGUUUGUGUCACUUGGCCCAUGAAAGGCACUGAAUUCAGUGCAUUAAACCAGCAGGAAAUCCUGGAGAGGGAUCGACAACUAUUCUCUCAAAUUCUUGAAAAGAGUGGUGAAAAACUGCUCAGCUCAAAUUUUUGUAGUGGCACUCAAAAAAAUGCAGUAACAGCUUCAUCACCACCUUCUUCUUCACCAUCUCUAAAUCCAAUUCUGAAUAAGAAUGAAAUUUUGGAACAGAGCCAUGCAGUUACAGCAUGUGAGGAACUUCCACUGGGAUUGUCAACAAUGCAAUCCAGUUUUUCCAUAACUUCAGACCAUGGCAUGAACUUGGCUGCACCCCAGAAUGUUGAUGCUGGCAUUUGGCCUGUUGGAGGUGUUGACAGUGCUGCAGUUGUCAUAUCAAAUGACAACCACUUUAACUCAAGCAACCCAUUAGUCUACUCAAUGGAAAAUGUUGAUGAAAAGAGCUUAUUGCUAGCAGAUCAUGAUCAAAUGCCAGAAUCUUUGUCAUUUUCACAAUGGGUGCUCCACUUACAUCUGAGAGACCAAUACAAGAGUCUUACAGACUCCAUAAGGCAGCAGUCUGAGCAAAUUGCUGUCAUACAAAGACAGCUGGCAAUUCAAAAGGAAUUAUCUACACUCAGUGAUGAACUAGAGGUUCAACAAAAACGGAAGACACUGAACCUCAAAAAUACAGUGGAUGAAAUCAAAUCUGUUAUUCAGCAAAAGAUGAAAGAACUGCAAGAAUGUACUCAAUUAUCCAGCAUUUAACAGAAUUCACUAUUAGUAUGCUUUGACCUUGUUCAUAUUUGAAUCCAUAUGUAAUUGAAGUAUUAUGCACAAAGUAAUGCUUCAUUUUGAUAAUUAAAUUUUAAUUAAAUUACAUUUAAAUCCAGUAUGGUUCCACAAAAAAUCAUUCCAGCUGUCUUAUUGCAUGUUCAACAACUGAGCUGUUAAUACAUUUUGUCAAAUGUUGGU